CGAACAUGUAUACGGUGAAAUUGCCUGAUAUUCUAUUAUCCAUACCACGCAAUCCGGUUACGGCGGUUGGCCUACCAUUAAUUGCUGGUCUACUCUCUGGCUCUCCGACGCGUCGAGUUGUUCAAGGACAAUGGUACAAUACUCUCAGAUUUCCGCCAGGACGUCCACCCAGGCAAGCUUUCCCCAUCGUAUGGACGUCACUUUACGUUGCCAUGGGCUACGCGUCUCAUCUAGCGGUGCACGCGUUUGACAUCACCGUUGGUCCAUUGAGAGACAAGCUCUCAAUCGCUCUCGUGUUAUACUAUGGUCAACUGGCGAUGAACUUGUUAUGGACGCCGCUGUUCUUCGUCAAUAAGCAGGCUGGCUUGGCUCUUCUCGAUAGCGCGGCGCUUCUAUGUACAACUGGUUUCAUGACGCGUCUUCUCCACGAAGCGACGGACGGGAAGACGACGUACCUCCUUGCACCUUACUGCGCGUGGCUGUCAUACGCAACGUACUUGAACGGCGGCAUUUGGUGGCUGAAUCGCGGUCAUUCAGCCAGGAAACACGAUUGAAGCCGACCUGCGACUCGAAUGCGGGCAUGGAGUGUACACAGAUGCAUUCAGCGUGCGACUACUUAUAGUACAAUGUUCGACACGAUCAAACUUGCACAUGAAUUCGAGGCAUGACAGGAGAUAAAGGCACAAGCGAUUAUCCACGGGCAGCAGGUGGAACCGAUGGGAUCUUCUGCUAUCUUGUCACGCACGGGGCCGUUGCUUCUUUGCCUGUAUCCGCAGAUGAACGCCAGACUAUAUGACAAUGAACC
Molecule: messenger RNA, 805 nt
Organism: Punctularia strigosozonata HHB-11173 SS5
Lineage: Eukaryota; Fungi; Basidiomycota; Agaricomycetes; Corticiales; Punctulariaceae
Product: TspO/MBR-like protein
Exons: 6
Coding region: 6-554 (182 amino acids)
Cellular component (GO): mitochondrial outer membrane
Source: RefSeq, a predicted model, not a curated record